AUGAUUACAGCGCCACGCUGCAACCGCUCGCCUCUAUCAGCACAGGAUCUCGAAGAGAAGGGAGACAAAAUGGUCUCCUCGGUUCCGGAACAGCAAAGCGAGCCCAGGGAUAGUUUGCCCUCGUGGCCAUCUGGAGGCCCGGCAUCUUCUCUGGGCUCGGCUGUACCCGUGUCGUACAGUUUCGAAUUCGAGAGCAUCCACGGUCCUAGGGCAGCGGAAGCUGCUCAGUUCCACCCCGAAGGAACUUUCCAGCUCAGCCAGCCCGUGCUGGAAAUGACGAACAUCCAGGGCGCUGACUUUAUCAGCAUCGCCUUUUUCGGCGACUAUAUCUACGCCGGCCGACCAUCACGCACGGCCCGAAUGGUUGUGUAUGCGGUUAACGGGCUGAAGGACGUCACGAUCAAUGAGAAAUAUGGGAAAAUUGAGUUCGUUAUAAGCCCUGGUGUAGGUAGAAUUUCGUCUGCCGUGAUGAAGCCCAAAUCCGGACGGUUGGGUGAGUGGGUUGUUCGUCAUUCUAUGAAGGCUAUUUGUCAGCUGCGGAGAGCAGAUGACAUGUGGGAGAAGUGGAGCUCCUUCCACAAAGAGUUCUGCAGAAGGAAGGCCCAGCAGUUGGUGCCGGGUCCGAGCUCAACGCCAGUUUUACCUUCGCCGCUCGAUGCAAUGCCGCUACCUCAGAGACCGGCAGUCCAAGCUGCUUCUUUGCAGUCGAGAACUCAACCAGACGCGCAGGGAAAACACCCACUGCCCGCACGUCCCGCACCACAACCAAUCGGUAUUCCACCCUACCCUGACGUCGUGAUUAGGCCUCGCAUGGGGAACCCGUUCCAAGUUGGAGCUCAUGGCCAGGAUGCCGAGCUGAGGGAAAAGCAAGAGAAGCCGGGUCAGGAGAUCAAUACCAGCAACAUUGGAGUGAAGCGGCAUGCUCCCACCGAAGGCAACGCUCACGAUACGGGCGCGACCGUCAACAAGCGAGCCCGGAAUGUUUAUGACGAAGGCGGUCGACGCAAGCCUUCUCCUCACGCUGACCACCCUAUGAGCAGAAGUGUAACGGCCGAGCAGAUGGACCCCGACAGGAUGUCACCUGCGACGCUUUGUCGCUUCCCGUCAGUGUCUCCACCGGAGCCGAUCAACAACGUCAAUACGAACCCUCUCGUUCUCAAACUUCGCAAAGCGAUCCUCUACGACGAUGGAGAAGUUACGGUGAUUGACAGUCCUCAACCCUACCAGCAGGAGUUCCUCCUGCCACUCACUAUCAGGCUUACCGAGGAUAACCUGCUUUGCCUCUACAUCCCGAACCUCGGUCAGCUUUCCAUGAGCAUCAGGGACGUGCACUACUUCAGGUGGGGUUGGGAUCUCCAAAACGAGAACGGCCUUUUCCUUGAGGUCUUCAAGUCGAGAGUGCAGGUUCUUCAGGGGGAAAAGAUGAGAGAGCAGGGAGAAUUCGCCGAAUCGCCUUGGAAGGCUUACGACUGGUCCCGCCCAACGCGUGGCUUGCUUUACAAGAUCAACCAGAAGUCGGAGGGCUUAUUAAGGGUCCAGCUUGAGUCAAAGCUUGGUAAGCGCGCCCUUCGGGAGUUUGUCGAACAGAUUCAGAAGGCUCGCGCUUGA
Messenger RNA from Tricharina praecox, 1608 nucleotides. RefSeq lists its product as uncharacterized. NCBI's taxonomy places the organism in Eukaryota, Fungi, Ascomycota, Pezizomycetes, Pezizales, Pyronemataceae. The record is from RefSeq and is a predicted model, not a curated record. The transcript is spliced from 3 exons. Bases 1 to 1608 code for a protein of 535 amino acids.